Molecule: messenger RNA, 486 nt
Organism: Brugia pahangi
Lineage: Eukaryota; Metazoa; Nematoda; Chromadorea; Rhabditida; Onchocercidae
Source: the annotation of a GenBank genome assembly
AUGGCAACUGGGCCAAGAAUGUGUCUUGCUGAACCGGUUCGCGAAGCAAAAUCUACCAUGACAGCUUUACCAGGACAAAUCCCAUACUGGGCUGGAGGUGCUGCAAUUGGUUCAUCGCUCGGAAACAGAUUACUUGGAACUGAUCAACAGCUAAGUAACUUCGGACUUCUUAGUUCAGGUGGUCUUAGUGGUUUUGGUUUGGAGAGUUUAGGUCUCGGUGGUUUACAGAAUCUUGGUAGCUUUCAAAGUCUCGCUAGUUUGCAAGGUCUCGGUGGCUUACAAGGCUUACAAGUAAUUCAAAUACCACUUGACAAUACUGUCAACAACAAUAUGUCGCCCUGUACAGCGUGCAUAAUUUGUUCACCGCAAAGUGCGUCAACAAAUUGUAUACCCGUACCGAAACUAGCACCAAUCAGUGGCCAGUUUUGCUGCUGCUGCAUAUCAGUAACUGGAUCGGCAAUUGGGACCUUUAAUAGAAAGAAGUAA